GGUAAACAAUCCCCAAUCCUUCCCUGCGGUUCUCUCCAAUUCCAUCACAAAAUAAAUCCCCCCAUCCGUAAAAUCGCACCACCACGUCUUUGUUUCACUGCAGGGGAUCGCAGAGAAAAUCACGGGACUCUUCAAAUAUCUCCCUCCCUCCAUUCCUCCCCCAUUUCUCUCCCUCCUCUCUCCGUCUGAAUAACUACCCACAUUUUGCCCCCCACGAAAACACGCAGUUAGAGAGAGAGAGAGAGAGAAGAGAGAAAAACAAAAAAAUCGUCGGCAAACAUGAGGGAGAUCUUGCACAUUCAGGGAGGGCAAUGCGGGAACCAGAUCGGGUCUAAAUUUUGGGAGGUGAUCUGCGACGAGCACGGCGUCGAUUCCAUCGGAAAGUACAAGGGCGACGGAUCCGAGUCCGACACUCAGUUGGAGCGCAUCAAUGUGUACUUCAACGAGGCGUCCGGCGGGAGGUACGUCCCACGCGCGGUGCUCAUGGAUCUGGAGCCCGGGACUAUGGAUUCCAUCAGAUCUGGGCCGUACGGGCAGAUCUUCCGGCCCGACAAUUUCGUGUUCGGGCAGUCCGGCGCGGGGAAUAAUUGGGCGAAAGGUCAUUACACCGAGGGCGCCGAGCUGAUUGAUGCUGUGCUCGACGUUGUCAGGAAGGAGGCCGAGAAUUGUGAUUGCUUACAAGGAUUUCAGGUAUGCCACUCACUUGGAGGCGGCACAGGUUCAGGCAUGGGUACCCUCUUGAUCUCAAAGAUCAGGGAGGAAUACCCUGACAGAAUGAUGCUCACCUUCUCCGUUUUCCCUUCACCAAAAGUCUCCGACACUGUCGUCGAACCCUACAACGCCACUCUCUCUGUCCACCAAUUGGUCGAAAACGCAGACGAAUGCAUGGUCCUCGACAAUGAAGCCCUCUACGACAUCUGCUUCAGAACCUUGAAACUCAGCACUCCAAGCUUUGGAGAUUUGAACCAUUUGAUCUCCGCAACAAUGAGCGGUGUAACAUGCUGUUUGAGAUUCCCCGGUCAGCUGAACUCCGAUCUGAGGAAACUAGCAGUGAACUUAAUUCCAUUCCCACGUCUCCAUUUCUUCAUGGUGGGUUUUGCUCCACUCACCUCCCGUGGUUCACAGGGCUACAUCUCCCUCACAGUGCCCGAGCUGACUCAGCAGAUGUGGGACUCCAAGAACAUGAUGUGUGCCGCCGACCCCCGCCAUGGCCGCUACCUCACCGCCUCCGCCAUGUUCAGGGGCAAAAUGAGCACAAAAGAAGUUGAUGAACAGAUGCUGAACGUGCAGAACAAGAACUCAUCGUACUUCGUGGAGUGGAUCCCAAACAAUGUGAAGUCGAGCGUCUGCGACAUUCCGCCAACAGGGCUGAAAAUGUCGUCGACAUUCGUGGGGAACUCGACAUCGAUACAGGAGAUGUUUAGGAGGGUGAGCGAGCAGUUUACGGCUAUGUUCAGGAGGAAGGCUUUCUUGCAUUGGUACACAGGGGAAGGUAUGGAUGAGAUGGAGUUCACAGAGGCGGAGAGUAAUAUGAACGAUUUGGUGGCGGAGUAUCAGCAGUAUCAGGAUGCUACCGCUGAGGAAGACGAGGAGUAUGAAGAGGAGGGUGUUGAGGAGCAGUACGAGGGCUGAUCAAAUUAAAACAGGUUGUUAUUUGUUAUGUUUCUAUCUUUUUUUUUUUCGCGUGUUGGUUUCUUCGACUACUAUGUCGAUGUGUCAUCAACUCAUGUACUGUGCUGUGGUUUUUCAUGCUUUUUUUUUCUUUUCUUUUUGGUGAUGAACUUGCUGGUAUUAUUGCUCCCUCGUUUUUCUUUAUUUGUUGUUAGUAUGACUUUUGUGUAUUUGUUUACUCCCUCUACAGAUUAUAUUGUUUGUAA
Molecule: messenger RNA, 1877 nt
Organism: Erythranthe guttata (spotted monkey flower)
Lineage: Eukaryota; Viridiplantae; Streptophyta; Magnoliopsida; Lamiales; Phrymaceae
Gene: TUB5
Product: tubulin beta-5 chain
Biological process (GO): microtubule-based process
Cellular component (GO): microtubule
Molecular function (GO): GTP binding; GTPase activity; structural constituent of cytoskeleton
Source: RefSeq, a predicted model, not a curated record